UUUCUGCAGGCUGCAUGGCCGUCGUGACUUCGUCAUUUGAUUUGUGUUUCGACAGUCGUGCCACGUAUUUUUGCUAUUUGAGUCUCUCGUAAAGUCACACUUUCGACAAUUGUUUUAAUGUCUUUUACUUGUUUGUCUCGAGUAACCUAAGAAGCUCUCUCGACAGAUAUGGGGUCCUCUCACAGCGUGGAGAUACCGGGAGGCGGUACAGAAGGUUACCAUGUAUUGAGGGUUCAGGAAGGUUCUCCUGGACAGCAAGCAGGACUAGAAGCAUUCUUUGAUUUUAUAGUGGCAAUUGGCAAUACUCGUCUGGAUCAAGAUAAUGAUACCUUGAAGGAACUUCUAAAGGUUGGUGUAAAUAAGGAAUUAACAAUCACAGUGUAUAGUAGUAAAACACAAUCUGUAAGGCGGACAAAUAUUGUGCCGAGUAUGACAUGGGGUGGACAGGGUUUAUUAGGUGUCAGUAUACGUUUCUGUUCAUUUGAAGGUGCUAACGAAAAUGUUUGGCAUGUACUUGAAGUACAUCCAUCAUCUCCUGCUGAACUAGCCGGUCUACGGCCGUUCACUGAUUAUAUUAUCGGAGCAGACUCUAUUCUCCAUGAAAGUGAGGAUUUAUUUACUUUAAUAGAGGCGCAUGAAUCACGACCUCUCAAAUUGUAUGUAUAUAAUACUAAAAAUGAUUCCUGUAGAGAAGUGACUAUCACACCUAAUAAUACUUGGGGCGGAGAAGGAAGUUUGGGAUGUGGAAUCGGAUAUGGAUAUUUACACAGAAUACCAAUCAGAAGCGUACCAGAGCAGAAAUCUGCUAAUUCAUAUGUGAAUACUGUAAUGCAAACUCAACCAGCAAUGACUACUACCGUUACUGUGGCAGAAAUCAAUCCGAUUGUCAGUACACCACCUGGAUUAAUUACGCCGAAUUAUACUGUUCCAAUGGAUAGCUCGAUACAAAAUUUAAAAACCGAACAGGAAACUAUAUCUGCUCAAAGUAUACCUGCACCUGGAUCAAAAAUGCAAAUGCAACCAGCAAAUCAAGUCAAUUUUACUGGUACUGUUGGUGGCUAUACAUCUGUCAGGUCAGGACCUCAUAUGUUUUCGAAUCAGCCUACCACCAGUUUUACAUCCAGCACUUGUCCAAUAACUCCGAACAUUCCUGGUAUGCCAACUGUUACGGGAUUACCAUCAAACGUUAUCCAUUCUUAUGAAGUUUCAACCGCACCGUCUGGACCGAUUAAUGCCCCAGAGCAACAGAGAGAGCAGAAUUCUGUUCAUAAUACAACCACAAUCAAUGUCCCAGUAUUGUCCAGAGAACAAAAUCCUAUUCCUAAUAUAAACACAACUGCUGGCUUUAAUAUAGCUCACGUUGUAACGACACCUAUAUCACUGCCAGGAAUGCCACCUAUCACAGUCACCGCCUCUCUCCCGCAAGACACUUCCUUCUAUCCAUCUGUUCUUCAACAGCAAAAUCAAUUACCACCCAGUAUCAACACUACUACCGUUGCUCCGACAAUGCCAACGUCCACACAGUAAGGAACUUUUAAAAAUAAAUGAAAGAUAUAAUUUUCACUUUAAUAAAGUAUAAUAUUAAGCAUACCAAUUAAAUAAAAUUGAAUCUUUUCUCUGUUCUAAACUAUCAGAGACAAGAGAAAAUGAGCCAG
Trachymyrmex septentrionalis is the source of this 1655-nucleotide messenger RNA. It is a transcript of the gene Grasp65, whose product is annotated as Golgi reassembly-stacking protein 2. Gene Ontology annotation, molecular function: protein binding. Gene Ontology annotation, biological process: Golgi organization. Bases 169 to 1527 code for a protein of 452 amino acids. Gene Ontology annotation, cellular component: Golgi apparatus. The transcript is spliced from 7 exons. NCBI's taxonomy places the organism in Eukaryota, Metazoa, Arthropoda, Insecta, Hymenoptera, Formicidae. The record is from RefSeq and is a predicted model, not a curated record.